This is a messenger RNA of Malus domestica (apple), 2259 nucleotides long. Its product is annotated as transcription termination factor MTEF1, chloroplastic-like. Gene Ontology annotation, molecular function: double-stranded DNA binding. Gene Ontology annotation, biological process: regulation of DNA-templated transcription. Lineage: Eukaryota; Viridiplantae; Streptophyta; Magnoliopsida; Rosales; Rosaceae. The record is from RefSeq and is a predicted model, not a curated record.
CAGGUCUAGGUGCUUUUUUCUAAUUUUCAAAAGCCUAGAUAUUAAUCGGGACGGUAAUCAGCCGUUGAGCGCCUAAAUGGAAGCUUUUAGAAUAGUGACCGUAAUCAUUGGCACCAGAAGCUGCCGUAGGCCCGUAACGGUUUAGUCACAAAGUUCUCAAUGCGAAGCCCAUGAAAAGCUCGGCUUUCUCCCGGUAGAAAUGCUAAAACCCUCUGAACGGAUGAGCCGCCGAGGUUUCAGACUUUCCACCUGAAAUUGGACAUCGCCGGGAACCUAACAUGGUAGGCCUCUUCAAAUUGAAGGCCGGCAGAUUGGGUUAUUCCCUAUUUCCCAAAACUAAAAGAUAUGCUGUUGGGUUUGUGGAUCUAAAUCCCUCGCAUUUUGAUUCUUCUCUUCAAAGCCUGAUACUCUGCAGACUCCUGGCCUCAGAAAUCUCAGAACCCCAACCCAAUUUCGCAGCCAAUUACCUGGUAAACUCAUGUGGGUUGUCUCCGGAAGGUGCAGUUUCAGCAUCUAAGCGGGUCAAGUUGCGAUCCCCGGAAAGAGCAGACUCCGUCAUGGCCCUUCUCAGAAACCGUGGGUUUUCUGCAACCCAGAUCUCCAAGCUUGUGAGGUUGUGCCCACAACUUCUCGUAACCAAUCCGGAGAAAACCCUUUUGCCAAAGCUUGAGUUUUUCACUUCUCUUGGAGCUUCAAAAUAUGACCUUGCAAAAAUUAUCGCUUCCUCUCCUGCUGUUUUGAGUGUGAGCUUGCAGAAACGGAUAAAACCCACCUGCCAUUUCCUUAUGAAUCUGCUUCCUAAGAAGAACUUCGUUGUCUUUUUGAAGAACGGCGGCACGCGGAUUUUAUUAGAAGGCCACUCGAAGAAUGUGGCGCCAAAUAUUGAGAUUUUGGGAGAACUAGGUAAUGGAAUUCCUAGUGAACAAAAUGGGAUGGCCGGCAGGAGCGAUUAACAAAUACCCAAUCAUUGUGGCUCUCAGUUUGGAAAAGCGAAUAAUCCCAAGGUGUUCGGUUGUUGAAGUUUUGAUCUCGAAAGGAUUGAUAAAGGAAAUUCAAAAUGUGAAUUUGUAUUCUCUGUUGAAACCUGUGGAGAAAUCCUUCUUGAAGAGGUUUGUGGCCAGAUAUACAGAUGAAGUACCUCAAUUAUUGAGUGUGUAUCAAGGGAGAGUUAAAGUCGAGGAUGUAUGAUGUUCGUAGGUCAAAAGAGGUUAGAUAUUGUUGAUGUAGUAUCGUAGAUGCAGCGCUGCUCAUUGUCAUUGGUAGCAGCUAGCUUUUGGCUCAGUGUAUUUUGCUAGAAAUGAAUUCAAUUGGUCGUCAUGGAUGAAGAAAAAUGAAAAAUCAUUUUUCGUCUUCCCCUUGCACUGUCUAGCUGAUUUCGUUAUACGAAUACUCUCUUAUUUGAAACUAACUUGAGAUUGACCUGCUCUGCUCUCUGGCUGUGGCGCCUUCAACUAUAGGAUUGAUGGUCCUUGACUUUGUUCAUCUUGGAAUUGCCUUCGGUAGAUAUGUUACUUCUAUUCGGUUUCAAUUUAAUCUAUUUAUAGAUAUGAAGGAAUGAAUUUAUAGAUAUGAAGGAAUGAAAAAGCUUUUGUCUGAUGUUUCAAAUUUUAAGCGUGUAAGGUAUCGGUGCUUGCCUGUGUCUCUGUCCUUGUUCUGCUCUGCUAAUACUUGUUAUCCACAAAUAGCAAGUCUUGUUUACAGUGACAAUGGUUGGGUGGUUCAUACCAUUCUGCAUUGUGACUCCCUUGUGUUAGCCUACUUUGCAAGACCAUUAGGAUCUCGUUCUGCUCAAUAUUUCUCGUAUCCAAACUGUCUUGUUUGCACUGUUUACCCUAUAGGAUCUCGUUAUGCUCAAUAUUUCUAGUAUUCAAACCGUCUUGUUCGCACUGUUUACCCUAUUUGUUUUGAAGGCUCUGCAGUUACGGUGAAGGUGUUUUCUUAUUGUUCGGAUUUGUUUUGAAUGAAAGCUUCAAAUGAUUCCGGAAGCCAGUGUUCUCCGAAGGUGAGUUCUUCAUACGCUUUGACAUUUCCAUGGCCUGGCAGAUUCCAUAUAACUUAUGAUGGAAAUGAAUGCAACAAUCCAGCAAUAUGCACACGAAAUGGUCAACUUGGAAAUGUGAAAAAAUACUUGUAAGACGCCUGGUAGACAGUUAACUGUAAAGAGAGAUGGAAACAUAUUCGGCAUUUCAUUAUCUGAAGUUGGACUUCUAUGAAACAGAUAAAUGCAUCAGGAGGAAACGGAAGUGCGGAAAUCAUUUU